UAUUGUCUAUUAUGAUAUCAUAAGGCAUCAUGCGGCUAAACUUCUGUCGAUGAUAAGAUAAAACUUACCGUAAAAAAUAAUUUCAGUCCACAUUUAGUCACUUAUUUAGAACGUUCCAUUAAUGUGCAUAUUUGGAAGAGCAGCUUCAUAGAACAUAUUCCACAAACCAAACGGCUUAUUGCAACAUAAUUACUUAGAAGUUAAUGGACCUAGAUGACAUUUUACCACAAAUCGGUGAAUUUGGUAAAUACCAAAAGCUCAUGCUAUGGCUGAUCUGCUUACCGGCAUGCUUCCCAUGCGGGUUCUGCGCUUUUAAUCAACUAUUUAUGACGGAGGUACCGCCCCAUUGGUGUCACGUACCAGAAUUGGCCAAUUUAACAGUGGAAGAGCGAAAGAAUUUGUCUAUCCCGAGGGUCAAUGGUAGCUAUGCGAGCUGCCAGAGGUACGUGGCUAACUAUACAGCUGUGCUGUCGCAGCUGGGUGAAGAUGAGAUGGUUAAUAACAGUUUAUGGGCCCUCGAAGGGUGCAAGGAUGGCUAUGAGUAUGAUACAAGUGUGGUGUAUUCUAGUAUUGUGUUGGAGUAUGACUUGGUGUGUGACAAAGACAUAUACCCCACCCUCGGAUUGGUUUCCCUGAACUUCGGAGGGCCCUUCGGGGUAUACUUAUUUGGCUACCUAAACGACCGUAUAGGCAGGAAAAAGACUUUUUUCAUAUGUCUCACCACCCUGAUCGUCGGAGGGGUGCUCACCGCCUUAUCCCCCGACUUCUGGUGGUGGGCGGCUGCUAGACUCAUCGUGGGACUUACUAUUCCCGCCAUCUACCAGAUACCAUUUAUAAUUUCUUUAGAACUGGUAGGACCUAACUAUAGAUCAUUCAUCACGGUACUUACUUGCCUAUUUUAUACAGUGGGCUUAAUAAUGCUUUCCGGGAUAACUUAUUUGGUGCGGGAUUGGAAGUAUUUGUCCCUAUUGACCUCAUUACCAUUUGUACUUUAUUAUUUAUACUGGUUUGUGCUGCCUGAGAGCCCCAGAUGGCUACUGGCCAAAGGCAAGUUUGAGGAGGCCUCCACUAUAUUGGAAUCUUUAGCUAAAACCAACGGUAAAGAGCUGCCAACGAGUUUCAAACAACAGUUAAAACAGAAAAUGAUGAACAGACGCACCAGCAGUGAGGAGGAGGCUUUAAAUAAGAAUCAGGGUUUAACUGAUCUCUGUGCCACCCCCAAUAUGAGACUUAAAACCAUCUUAAUUACGCUGAAUUGGUUCGCCAACAAUAUGGUCUAUGUCGGAUUGAGUUACUAUGGACCGUCUCUAGGCAGUAAUCAGUAUAUCAGUUUUCUUUUGUCGUCAGCAGUAGAAAUUCCUAGUUAUAUCGCUUCCUGGCUUCUUAUCGAUAAAUGGGGCAGGAGAUGGCCUCUUUGUAUCUGUAUGAUGCUCAGUGGAGCCAGCUGCAUUGCCACUGUACUAGUUUCCCAAGAUAAUGAAGUGGCAACUCUCGUACUAUUUUUAAUCUCCAAGUCCACCAUAUCAGCAUCAUUUUUCAUUAUUUACCCUUUUGCUGGUGAAUUAUACCCUACAGCCAUAAGGGGCCUUGGAAUAGGAGUUUCCGCCUAUAUUGCCGGAGUAGGCUUGAUAAUAAUACCUUUUGUUACUUAUCUGGGUUCAGAUGUACUAGUGCUGCCAAUAAUAAUAAUGGGAAUAAUCUCAGUUUUUGGGGGGUUGUGUGGGCUGAGGUUGCCUGAAACUUUGCACCAUCGUUUGCCACAAACAUUGGAGGAAGGGGAGGAGUUUGGAAAGAAUUUUACUUGGGGAGACUGUAUAAGGUGUGCCCCCAUUAAACCUUCAGCAUCCAUGGUUGGAUCAUAUGAAGACCUAGAAAUGAUUUCGGUGAAGCCCCUAGAAGAAGAAGUGCCAAUGGAGUCUACCCCUGAACUCAAACGUAAAAUUUCAGUAAAAAAACUGGUGAGACAGCAAAGUAUUAUGGAUACGCAGAAGGCGGCAGAUGGUACAAUGAACAUGACAUAUUGGUUCUGAAUUACCUUUUUUUUAAUCUAAAUAAUGAGAUAUUUGUAAUUAAUUAUAAAUUAAUAAAUUGUAAUAAUAAAUGUAUAUAUAUACAGAAAUAA
This is a messenger RNA of Anthonomus grandis grandis, 2122 nucleotides long. RefSeq names its product carcinine transporter. The transcript has 8 exons. Gene Ontology annotation, molecular function: transmembrane transporter activity. The record is from RefSeq and is a predicted model, not a curated record. Gene Ontology annotation, biological process: transmembrane transport. NCBI's taxonomy places the organism in Eukaryota, Metazoa, Arthropoda, Insecta, Coleoptera, Curculionidae. Gene Ontology annotation, cellular component: membrane. The coding region runs from base 204 to 2030 and encodes 608 amino acids.